Molecule: messenger RNA, 1353 nt
Organism: Vombatus ursinus (common wombat)
Lineage: Eukaryota; Metazoa; Chordata; Mammalia; Diprotodontia; Vombatidae
Product: protein diaphanous homolog 1-like
Exons: 7
Biological process (GO): actin filament polymerization
Cellular component (GO): actin filament; cytoplasm
Molecular function (GO): microtubule binding; actin binding
Source: RefSeq, a predicted model, not a curated record
UUAGAUGGAAACCACAGAACCUCUAUCUCACCUGCUUGGAUGGGGACUCUAGCCCACGGACAUGUUAUUUAAAGCUGUGGAAUAAAAAGGGCAAAUGGGAGCAAGGGUGUUGUACUUAAACCAAGCCCUGUUGAGAUUUGUGUUGUGUUUAAUGUACUGCCUUGCCCUUUGUAUGCUGCGGAUCAAGAUGUGACUGAGGGAAAUUCAUAUUCUCCCAAUAAGUCACUGCACUGGUUUGACUUUAUAAACUGGUUACUUAAUAAAACAGUUGUAAAAAUAAACAAAAAAUAUACCAGCAGCAGUAUGUAGAAUAGAUUGAAAGAGAAUGGAAGGAACAUUUUGUUUCUCAUUUUCUGGCAGCAAUCUUCCUGGGUUCUUUUCGUAUGCCCUAUCAGGAGAUCAAAACUGUCAUCUUGGAGGUGAAUGAGGCUGUUCUAACAGAAUCUAUGGUGCAGAAUCUCAUUAAGCAGAUGCCAGAGCCAGAGCAGCUAAAGAUGCUGUCAGAACUAAAGAAUGAAUAUGAUGAUCUGGCUGAGUCAGAACAGUUUGGUGUAGUGAUGGGCACCGUGCCCCGCCUUCGACCCCGACUCAAUGCCAUUCUCUUCAAGCUGCAGUUCAACGAGCAGGUAGAAAAUAUCAAGCCAGAGAUUGUUUCUGUAACAGCUGCUUGUGAAGAGGUACGAAAGAGUGAGAGCUUUUCUGGCCUCUUGGAAAUAACCCUGCUCGUGGGCAACUACAUGAAUGCUGGCUCUAGGAAUGCUGGUGCCUUUGGCUUCAACAUUAGCUUCCUCUGCAAGCUUCGUGACACCAAGUCCACUGAUCAGAAGAUGACACUACUGCAUUUCUUGGCUGAAAUGUGUGAGAACAGCUACCCUGAGGUCCUCAAGUUCCCUGAUGAGUUAACCCAUGUAGAGAAGGCUAGCAGAGUCUCUGCUGAGAAUUUACAGAAGAACCUGGAUCUAAUGAAGAAGCAGAUUUCAGAUGUAGAACGAGAUGUUCAGAACUUCCCAGCUGCCACUGAUGAAAAAGACAAGUUUGUGGAGAAAAUGAGCAGCUUUGUAAAGGAUGCCCAGGAACAAUAUAACAAGCUGCGGAUGAUGCAUUCUAACAUGGAAACCCUCUUUAAGGAACUAGGAGAUUACUUCCUCUUCGAUCCCAAGAAAGUGACUGUGGAAGAAUUCUUCAUGGACUUAAACAAUUUCAGGAAUAUGUUUCUGCAAGCAGUCAAGGAGAACCAGAAGCGACGGGAGACAGAGGAAAAGAUGCGUCGAGCAAAGUUAGCCAAAGAAAAGGCGGAGAAAGAACGAUUAGAGAAGCAGCAGAAGAGAGAGCAGCUGAUAGAUAUGAAUGCAG